UAGGAGAAAUGAGACACAACAGGUUAAAUUUAAUCACGUUCCCUCAUUGCAAUGCUGGAAAUGCCCCAGUGUUCUUGGACCACGGCCAAUGCAGAAGUAGCGCUUUCAACAUUUUCUUGGAGAGAUAUUAAGGUGCAAAUAGAAACUCACGGCAUCAAAAUCAGACCUUUAUUAAAUGCCUGGACAUCUUGAACAGAUGAUUCCCCUCAAAGACAACAUGACUCCGGAGUCGUUCCAUGAAAACUGUAGCAACUGCAGCCAGGUUCUCGUCCCAGAGCUGAACGUCAUGAAGGCUGUCGUUCUGGGAAUGGUGUUGGCGAUCUUCAUCAUUUUUGGCGUUCUGGGCAACAUCCUGGUCAUCCUCUCGGUGGUUUGCCAUCGUAAUCUACGCACAGUUACCCAUUAUUUCAUUGUGAACUUGGCGGUCGCGGACCUUUUGCUGAGCUCUACGGUUCUUCCAUUUUCUACAGUCUUUGAAAUGUUGGGCCGUUGGAUCUUCGGACGGCCGUUUUGCGAUGUUUGGGCGGCAAUGGACGUCUUGUGCUGUACGGCGUCCAUCAUGAGCUUAUGCAUGAUUUCGGUGGACCGAUAUAUCGGCGUUAGUUAUCCGCUGCAGCACCCGUCCAUUGUGACAGAACGACGAGCGUUGCUUGCACUCAUUGUUUUGUGGGCUCUGUCCAUUACCAUCUCAAUUGGACCUCUUUUUGGAUGGAAGGAACCGGCGCCGGAGGACGAAUCCAUAUGCAAGAUUACUGAAGAGCCUGGCUAUGCCAUUUUUUCCGCAUUGGGAUCCUUCUACCUUCCUCUUGUGGUGAUUCUGUCGAUGUAUUGCCGCGUGUACGUGGUCGCGAAGAGGGAGACCCGAGCACUGAUUAGCGGACUGAAAACGGAAAAGUCUGAUCACGCCACCGAGGCCGUAACUUUGCGGAUACAUCGUGGGAACACAACAGUGUCCGAGGACGAGGCCUUGCGCAACCGGACACACUUUGCACUGCGUCUGCUCAAGUUCUCCCGAGAGAAGAAGGCCGCUAAGACCCUGGGCAUCGUGGUUGGAUGCUUCGUCCUAUGUUGGCUUCCGUUUUUCCUGGUUCUUCCGAUCGGUUCCAUCUUCCCAACGUACAAACCCUCGGACACAGUUUUCAAGAUCACGUUUUGGCUGGGCUAUUUCAACAGCUGCAUCAACCCCAUCAUCUACCCCUGCUCCAGUCAGGAGUUUAAGAAAGCCUUCCUGAGCGUGUUGGGCGCCCGCUGCCUCCGCAAGAGAUCCACGCCGUCCCACGCGCUCUACCAGAGCCACACUCCACGGCACGGCCAGUCUCAGAUCCUCGGCCUGACGAGCCGUGACAACCCGUCCCGCCUGAGCCCGUCCUCCUCCAUCGCUCUGUCCCGGAGCCCGUCCUCCCGGGACGGCCGGGAAUGGCAGGCCCCUUCCCGGACGUCGUCGGCGGGGACGACCGGGGUCAGCGCCGGGGUGAGCGUGGGAGCCAAAGUGGCAGGAAUGUGCGGUAAGAACCUGCUGAGGACAUGCUGCUGCGUGAGAAUGGAUUCACCGCAGCCCGAGCCGCCCGCACACAACUCGCUUCCCGUCAUCAAAAUCCAUCAGCUCUCGCUGUGUGAGGACGGGGACGCGGUGUGAAUGAGUACGCUGGGGAAAUUACUCAACACACGCUGGCUGUGAUGCCACUUUGCCACUUGAAAGUGCCUCAGACUUGAGAACACAAACUGAUGAAGAAAAGCGAGCUUUUGAUUGAAACGAUCAGCGAUGGGAACAUUGAAAGCUGCGGCGGCUCUGUUGAUGCUUGAUAAAGGCACAGAUCAGCUUUACAUGAAAUCUCUGUCUUUAUUUCCUCACUCUCAUGUUGUUCUAAAGCUGUCAAUGAACUGAAAUGCAAAGGAGAUUUUGCAGCUUCAACAGAGGGAAGUGCAUUAACUUUAACCCUGAAAAGCAUAUGAAAUAAUAGUCAGAAAAAUCAAUUUUUUUUAAAUGGAGCAGUUUGAACCUUUAGACAAAGCACAGAUAUAAAACAGUACAUUUGUCUAUAAUUUUUUGUUAUGGAUCAUAUUUGCUACAUUGGGCAUUUAUGGCUCAUAUAGUAUGAUAGGAGAAUAUGGAGCUCAUACUCGAGGAGAAAAAACACCCCAAUUUUAUUCAGAGGCCCAAGCUGAGCAAAAACAUGCAAUUCAAUGCAGCUCAUAUUUACAAUGGCCAAAAAGAUGAAAUUCUGAAGUCUGUCAUGUAAAUCAACGGUAACUUUAUAACAGUAAGUUAUAAAGUUGUCACUUUAUCUCCCAAUGUCUUAGUAAGAUGAUAUUUAAUGCUUAGAUUGAUGAUCAAAGCACUGUAAUUUCAAAACCUAUAAUGCAGUGCAAUACAAUGAUGAUUGAGAGAUCCUCAAAAGCCUGAUUAUCAUAUCUGAUACUCACAUUUCAACAUGAUUUUUCUAAAAAAAAAAAAAGAUGUAUGGAUAAUAAAGUAAACCUAC
Sinocyclocheilus grahami is the source of this 2483-nucleotide messenger RNA. RefSeq names its product alpha-1A adrenergic receptor-like. Lineage: Eukaryota; Metazoa; Chordata; Actinopteri; Cypriniformes; Cyprinidae. Gene Ontology annotation, molecular function: alpha1-adrenergic receptor activity. The transcript has 2 exons. Bases 176 to 1636 code for a protein of 486 amino acids. Gene Ontology annotation, cellular component: plasma membrane. Gene Ontology annotation, biological process: phospholipase C-activating G protein-coupled receptor signaling pathway; positive regulation of cytosolic calcium ion concentration; positive regulation of MAPK cascade. The record is from RefSeq and is a predicted model, not a curated record.